AUGGCUUUUCCCAACGAAAGUCUGCCCCGUGCCUGGCAGGGCAAAAAGAUUGACUUCGUUCUCUUAGCAUACUUCGCACUUUGGUACCUGGGAAACUACUACUACAACAUCACCAACAAGCGCGCGCUGACCGCUGCUGGUGGCGUUCAUGGAUUUCCCAUGACCAUCGCUACUCUGCAGGCGCGGUCGAAAAGACACAUUUUUGGUGAACAAAACAAGUGGAUCGAUGGGAUUCAACUUGACCCACAAACAUUUGAAUGGUUUCAUGGUAUCAACAUAUGGUGGUGGGGUUCGUGA
Cladocopium goreaui is the source of this 297-nucleotide messenger RNA. The record is from the annotation of a GenBank genome assembly. Lineage: Eukaryota; Dinophyceae; Suessiales; Symbiodiniaceae.